AUGGGGUACACGUACACGCCGACGUACUACUCGGGCCUGCAGGACACCAUCGCGUCGCUCUGCAAGUCCAUCCUGCCCUCCUUCCGCGUGGGCCGGCGGCUCACGGCCGACCAGGCCGCGGCGCGGCGCCACGCCGAGCAGCUCAAGUGGCAGCAGGAGUCCUUCCAUCGCAUCCUCCACCUCGCCGCGCUCCACCGCGAGGGCAUCGUCCCGGCCUCCGACGUCGCCGCCUUCCGCGGCAACAUGCUCGCGGCGCUCGUCGCGCCGCCGCAGCACCCUGAGCAGCCCGCGGUGCUCCGGGACAAGCUCCUCUUCCUCCAGGAGCUCCUCUACGCCAAGUGCGUCUCCGCGUCGGAGUACAACGCGUCCAAGGCACCCCUCGUGCAGCGGCUCGCCGCGUUCGGCGUCGUCGUCGACUGCCCCGACGCCGAGGUCUCGGGCGAGGAGUGGUCGGAGAUCGACCUCCGUGACCCGCCUCCCCCCGUCACUGCGGCGGCCUCCGACAAGCCGAAGCACAAGGCCUUCAUCACGCCGUGGAAGAGCAGAUCCAAGAAGGACCAGGACGUGAACAGCAGCGCAUCAAGGCCACCGCUGGCCCCGGUGGACGCCAACAACGCGUCAGUCCUCAUGGCCGAGAGCUCGCCGUCGGAAGCGGUGCUCUCCGGGAAGGCCGAGAAGGGGAAGAGGAGGCAUCUGGCGGGGAUGUUCCACAGCGGUGGCAAUGGCACCGAGAACAAGGAGCCUGCGGGGGAUGAAGGGGUCGACGAGAAAGAGACGGUGAAAGGUAAGAAGAAAAGCUCGUGGGGGUUCGAUGGCAUCAAGAAGUGGAAGAAAGCUGGCGCCUGGAACAGUGGCGAGGCGGCAGCCACCGGUGAGCAGCCGCAGCGUGCUCCUCCGCGCUCAUCCUACAGCGAGUGCCAGCUGGAGGCGAGCCCCAUGGCAGCUGCCUCUGGCCCGGAUGCCAAGAGGGCCAAGACGAGGCUGCACUCGAACACGGAUGAUGACUCUGCUUCCGAGCUGCUGCGUGAUAAGGUUCUGGUGGAGAACACAAAGAAAGAGCUCUCAAGGAUUCAGGCUGAGCUAUCAUCUACAAAUCGGAACUUGAACUUCUCGAAUCAGCAGAUCGAUGCCAUCUCAACAAAGCUUCCGGUGGACAAGUCUGACCUCAAGCCCUUCUUCCCAAAGGCAUGGUGUGAUCAGCACGGGGAUGGCGUGAUCACCGCCGCUAAGAAAGAGUUCAAGGAGCACGUGGAAGAGAUGGAGAAGCAGAGGGACAUCACCUUUGAGGACAUCGACCUUGAUGACAACUUCAACCCCUGGGCCUUCUCUCAGCAUCAGUCGGACUCAGCGAUGAAAGGGAAGAAAGUCAAUGAAAGCCUCACCAGCAGUUUCACAAACCCCUUCUACAACGAGAAGAACCCGUUCUUGAACACAAACUACAACUGA
This is a messenger RNA of Miscanthus lutarioriparius, 1446 nucleotides long. NCBI's taxonomy places the organism in Eukaryota, Viridiplantae, Streptophyta, Magnoliopsida, Poales, Poaceae. The record is from the annotation of a GenBank genome assembly.